UUUAUAUAAUGCAGACCGCUGGCAUUUUGUGCGCGUUUUCGUUGCUGCUCUGCAGCGUUUUGGUGCAUGGCUUGAACUUUAAUCUGAACAACUUGAACAGCAAUAACUUGAGCAGCAAUAAUUCACCCAGACUCUGUAUUGUGACCAACUGCAAUUACAAUGGGCCGCAGGUGUGCGGUCGCAUGGGCAGCUCCAAUCUCUGCAAGCGUUUCCAGAACAAUUGUCUGUUCCUCGCCGAGUCCUGCAGGCCCACUUAUCGAUAUACGGCCGUGAAUCUGUCCAUGUGCUCGGGCAUUGCUGUGGGUGCGCAAAGAAGAUGCACAGGCCUGGCCAGCAACAGCUCCAAUACCAAUACAUUGCCCAUAACCAUUAUAAGAGGUUAAAGCAAUAAAGUUAAUGGCUUGGCGCAUAAAUUAUGAAAUGUACUAAAUAUUUAAACAACUGUGCAAAUAUUUGG
Drosophila busckii is the source of this 457-nucleotide messenger RNA. RefSeq lists its product as uncharacterized. Bases 9 to 383 code for a protein of 124 amino acids. Lineage: Eukaryota; Metazoa; Arthropoda; Insecta; Diptera; Drosophilidae. The record is from RefSeq and is a predicted model, not a curated record. The transcript has a single exon.